AUGCCCGGCCGACAACGUAUCCAGCACAAACAAGACGAACCAGUCCCGGACUAUGAGGCCCUGGAAGCGGAAGCAAGACGGUACAAACACGCGGUUUUCCUACUCGUCGAAACAAUCCGGAAAAAUUCUCCGGCAGACACCCUCGAGCUCAUCGACGCCAUCCGCAACACCAAGUCGGUUUCAGAGGCCGCUGGGCUUGUGAUGCAACUGUCAGAAACUGCUAGCUCACCUGAAGGAGGUACUCAAAGAGAUUCAGAGGCGCGCUCUCAAUAA
Molecule: messenger RNA, 273 nt
Organism: Aspergillus nidulans FGSC A4
Lineage: Eukaryota; Fungi; Ascomycota; Eurotiomycetes; Eurotiales; Aspergillaceae
Exons: 2
Coding region: 1-273 (90 amino acids)
Source: RefSeq, a predicted model, not a curated record